Messenger RNA from Anguilla rostrata (American eel), 2888 nucleotides. RefSeq names its product nicotinamide phosphoribosyltransferase 2 (gene nampt2). The transcript has 11 exons. Gene Ontology annotation, molecular function: nicotinamide phosphoribosyltransferase activity. NCBI's taxonomy places the organism in Eukaryota, Metazoa, Chordata, Actinopteri, Anguilliformes, Anguillidae. The record is from RefSeq and is a predicted model, not a curated record. Bases 147 to 1640 code for a protein of 497 amino acids. Gene Ontology annotation, biological process: NAD+ biosynthetic process.
AUACCGCCCACACUGUGGAAUUGACUGUGAAUGUAUUCAAGGUUGACAUUCCCAUUCUCCGCCCCUCAAAUCACGUUUUCGUUUUGAAAACUAUAAAUACCAGAGCGGUAAACUGCAUUUAGCGUUUGACAAGUUAACAGACAGACAUGGCAGCACAGGAUUUUAAUUUUUUGCUUGCGACAGAUUCAUACAAGAUCACACACUACAAGCAGUACCCGCCGAACGUGAGCAAGGUGUACUCCUACUUCGAAUGUCGCCGCAGGAAGGAGGGCCAGUUCAACGAAGUGGUGUUUUUUGGCCUGCAAUACCUCCUGAAGAAAUACCUGUCAGGACGAGUCAUCACAGAGGAGAAGAUUCAAGAGGCAAAAUUCUUCUACCAGCUACACUUCAGACAGUCAGUCUUUGAUGAGGAGGGAUGGAGAAAAGUAUUGGAGAAGUAUGAUGGUCGACUUCCCAUCCGGAUCAAAGCAGUUCCAGAAGGGAAGAUUAUUCCCAGGGGAAACGUUCUCUUCACAGUGGAAAACACGGACCCGGAUUUCUUCUGGCUCACAAACUACAUUGAGACCAUGCUGGUCCAGAUGUGGUAUCCCAUCACCGUGGCGACCAUCUCUCGGGAGUUCAAAAAGAUUCUGGCCAAGCACCUGAAGGCAACGUCAGGGAGCCUAGAGGGGCUGGAAUUCAAGCUGCACGACUUUGGCUACAGAGGUGUUUCGUCACAAGAGUCUGCGGCGCUGGGCGGGGCCGCUCACCUGGUCAACUUCUGCAGCACAGACACUGUGGCGGGCCUUCUGAUGGCCCAGCGCUACUACAGCUGCCCCAUGGCCGGCUUCUCUAUCCCUGCAGCGGAGCACAGCACUAUCAUCUCCUGGGGGCGGAGCCGGGAGAAGGACGCCUUUGAGAGCCUGCUGGACCAGUUCCCCUCAGGGCCCUUGUCCGUGGUGAGUGACAGCUAUGACAUCUUCAAGGCGUGCAGGCACAUCUGGGGGGACAAGCUGAAAGAGCGCGUGAUGGAGCGCAGCGAGGACUCCACCCUGGUGAUCCGGCCCGACUCUGGGGAUCCCGCCGAGACCAUCAUUGAGGUGAUAAAGAUUUUGGAGGACUGUUUCGGGAGCUCGGUGAACUCCGCUGGCUACAAACUGCUCCCGUCCUACCUGCGCAUCAUCCAGGGGGAUGGGAUCGACCUGCAGUCUGUGGAGGAGAUUCUGAUGAAGCUGAGCGAUGAAGGGUGGAGCGCGGAGAACGUGUUCUUUGGCUGCGGCAGCGCCCUCCUGCAGAAGCUGAACAGAGACACCCUGAACUGCGCCUUCAAAUGCAGCUACGUGGAGACCAACGGCAAGGGGAUGGAUGUGUACAAGCAGCCCGUUACGGACCCGUCCAAGGGUUCAAAGCGAGGUCGCCUGUCUCUGAGGAGGAACUCCGAUGGAUUCAUUGAGACAGUGGAGCGAGGUGUGGGCAAGCCUGAGGAGGACAUGCUGGUGACCGUGUUUGAAAACGGAUCCAUCCUGCUGGAGUACACUCUGGAGGAGAUUCGGAAGAAUGCCAGACUGCGCGAGGACGACCUGAGCCCCUCCCAGCACAACCGGGACAGCCCCAAUGCAGAGGUGCUUCACCAAAAACACAUCAUGAACGGAGUGCACUGACCAGCUAGGAUUCACAUCAACACUACGCGUGGGGGACCAAUCAGCAGCCUUUACUUCAGCCUCGCAAAGCUCCAGUCCCCGACACUAAUUUAUUAAAGCCUUAAAACCGCCUCUUCAUCGUAAUUAUAAUGUUGGGAAUGUGUAAGGUGAAAGUGAGAAUUAAGAGUGGCCGUUGGAUGAUAUUGAUGAUGGUGCUGCUGAUGAUGAUGAUGAUGACGAUGAUGCUGGUGGUCCUGGUGAUCUUGUUCUUUGGUGUCUGGGAUAGGGUGUCUUUUCUUUGUUUCCAGUGUGCAGAGCUGAAGUUCAUUUAGUUGUGGUUCUGAACUCUGAACCGAACUAAAUCUGCAGCAAGGCAUAGCUGUUCACAUUUUCACAUGGGCUUAUUCAGUCCAAAAUGACCUGCCUUAAAAAGGGUGGGAAAUGUUGCCCCACAUGCUCCCUGUCCCACCAGCACAUGGUCUUCAACAUUGCCCAUCUAUCCAAAAAUAAGUCUAGUUUAGUGAAGUCCCUGGCCCAUCAUAAUACCUAGACUGGUAUCACCACAUAUGAGGAAGUUUGAUUUUAAGCGGUCAAAAGUGGAAAUACAGCAGCUGAAGGUUUCCCAGCAUAAACUGGUCAAGUAUGGUUGCAUUUUUGCAUAUGCAUCACUGCACUGAAAACUGACUGAAUUAUAAGCUGAUUAUUAUAAGUUUACUGGUGCCUUUCGAUCUGACCACCGCCUCAGACCAGAAUAUUAACACUGGUUGACACACUUUUUUGCUUAUUAAAACGCAUCCCUAAGGUAUUUUGGUUUUAGAUUGGCUUUUUAUUAUGUUUAACCAUUCUGUAUGUACUGAUUUAAUUCUAUUUUAAUCACUCUGCAAGUUUUCUGGUGUUACGUUUGACACUUUGACAAAGUCGCAGACUGCUGCAAAUGUACUUCUCAUACCCUGGAUAGAUAGAAAUGGUAGUUUUGCAGUAUGCAGUAUGAUGAAAUCUUCCUUGAUACAAACGACUAAUCUUCAAUAUUUAAAUGAAACUUUGGACAAGAAGCAAUUAAUUCUACCUCUUUUUCUAUUAUACCUAAUACUGUAUGUUAAUACAAUACCAAUAAUACACAGGCAAAAGUGUUGUAUAUUAUGCUGUUGUGUAAAUAUUGAAAAUAUAAUCAUUUUUAGCAUGCCAGUGGCAGAAAAUUUGUCUUUGUUUUGUUUUUAAAAAAGAGUGAUAUUUUGUAUGACAACAAAAUAAAUUGAUCUUCAACCGAAA